AUGUUACACAAAUACAAUAAUUAUACAAAUUUACAAUCAAAUAAUUAUAAAUUAUAUUCAAAUACCAAUUUUAUUGAUGAAUUUGAUCAAAAUUUAUUGUAUAAUUCAUUAUAUGAUCAAUCAAGAAGAUCUUCAAUUAGUUCAUUAAAUUCAUCAACUUCAUUAAAUUCAUUAAAUAACACUUGUGAAGUUUCAGAUCAAUUUAAAGAGAAAACUACCCCAAUUGAUAAUAAAUCAUUAGAUUAUAGAGUUAAAGAUCAAUCAAAUCAAAUUCAUCCAAAAAAGAAGGAUCAAUCUUGGUUAUUAUUGUUAAUUUUAGGUGCUUGA
Messenger RNA from Hansenula ciferrii, 327 nucleotides. RefSeq lists its product as uncharacterized. The transcript has a single exon. The record is from RefSeq and is a predicted model, not a curated record. Bases 1 to 327 code for a protein of 108 amino acids. NCBI's taxonomy places the organism in Eukaryota, Fungi, Ascomycota, Saccharomycetes, Phaffomycetales, Wickerhamomycetaceae.